Molecule: messenger RNA, 1056 nt
Organism: Anolis sagrei ordinatus
Lineage: Eukaryota; Metazoa; Chordata; Lepidosauria; Squamata; Anolidae
Product: C-signal-like
Cellular component (GO): cytoplasm
Molecular function (GO): oxidoreductase activity
Source: RefSeq, a predicted model, not a curated record
GAUGCCAAUAUGCUGGAUGUAUUCGGCUCGCAAGCCCUUCCUUCAGGCUAGGAUUUGCGUGUUUGUUUAUUUUCCCCGGGCAUGUUUCCAACAUGACUCACUCACGGCUUUCUGAAACGAACUCCCAUUUCUGUCUCCUCCUCUUUUUGCUUUUUUUCUGAGCAAGGCAGAAAACCACCAGUCCCAAGUUCUGAGUUGCCAAGCGAAGAGGAGGACGCAUCCCAGGCCGCAAUGUCGGGGUGCAACUUUUGCAGCGUCUUGGUGACCGGAGCCAACCGAGGCAUCGGUUUGGAACUGGUGAAGCAGAUUUUGGGACAACCCAAACCUCCCCAAAAGCUCUUUGCCACUUGCCGGGACCCUCAAGGAAGCGGAGCCCAGGAAUUGAAAAAACUGGCUUCCAAGCAUCCCAACCUGGUGGUCUUGCAGCUCGAAUCCACCGACGAAGCAAGCAUCAAGGCUGCCGCCAAAGAAGCAGAGACCCACUUGGCCGGAAAGGGCCUGACCCUAUUGAUCAAUAAUGCCGGCAUCAUGCCGCCCAGCACCCUCGAAUCCGUGACCCAAGACGACAUGCUCAGCGUCUACCACACCAACGUCGUCGGGCCCAUGAUGAUCACCAAGGCUUUUCUCCCGAUGCUGAUACAGGCUGCAAAGAAGACCUGCGGAAAGGACCAGGGCUGUGUCAAACCUGCCAUAAUAAACUUCUCCACCAUCGGCAGCUCCAUCGGAAAUGCUCCGCACAUGGGCACGUUCCCAGUCAUUGCUUACCGCUGCAGCAAAAGAGCACUGAACAUGCUCACGCAAUGCCAGGCCCUGGAGUACAAGGACAAGGGCAUCCUGUGUGUGGCAAUCCAUCCCGGGUGGGUGAAAACGGACCUAGGGACAGACAAGGCUGCUCUGGAAGUGGAGGAGAGUGUGGCUGGGAUCCUGCGUGUGCUCUCCCACCUCUCCGAGGAGCAAAACGGACGCCUCGUGGACUGGGAAGGAAAGAUUGUGCCCUGGUGAAAGAGUAUAUGGCGGAUACACAGAAACUAUCGCCCAUAGAAUCAGGCAUUAGAG